AAGCAGUACACAGAGCGUGAGAUUGCAACCAGAGCAUUCCAGAAUCAUGUGAAAAAAGUAACGCUGUGGUUGAACACGAUGUUUGAUAAAGUCCAGACGUUGAAACCAAUAUCACGUGAUAAAGAUACAAUACAGAUACAGAUGCAACAGCUGGAGCCUCUGAAGAAGGAAUAUGAUUCUGCACGUUGUGAUGUCGAGGAAGUUAAAGACCUUGGAAAUAAGUUAGAUUAUGUGUGCCAAAGCCUGUCCACACCCCUACGAAACACAAUGUGCCGAUCAAGCUUGUCAGUAGAUCCUAUGGAAUGGACCAACGUCAGUGGGAAGCCACUUUCUUUUGCUGCAAAACGAUAUUCCUCUUUUGAUGAAGACUCAACUGCAUCAGAGAAAGUUGUGAAUGGUGUUGUGGACCGGUACAACAGCUUAGGGAGUCAGUUAGGUGUUCGAUACGAGGAGCUUGAUGCGUUUCUCAACAUGUCCAAGUUGCAGGGCGAUCAACUCAAUUCAUUGCAGGAACAGAUCGAUUGGGUGGUUGCCGUAGAAACAACUCUUGACAACCACGAACCAAUCAGUAUGGACUAUCAAACACUGCAAGUACAGCUAGAAAAUAUGAAGGGAAUUCAACGAGACUUGAUCAAUAAUAAACCACUCUCUGAUGAAGUUCUGAAAGAGGCAGAGACGUUACUGCGACAGAAGAAAGAUCGUUUAACAUCUGACCAGCAAGAUGUGCUGCAGACUGGCGUGUAUGACCUCAGGUCACAUGUUGAUCAGGCUAAUCUGAAGACACAAGAUUGGCUGAGGAGUAUGGAAGAUCAGCUGAACUUACUGUCUGAUGUGAAGGACAAAGGCUCUAAAAUGAAGGACUUGAAGGAGUGGAUAGUGUCAGUCGAAAGUAGAUUGGGGGAGGAACUACCAAUGAAGGAAGAUCUUCAACAACUGAGAGCGCAAGAGCAAGAACAUAGGGCUAUACACAGUGAGAUUCGUGCCCAACAGGAGCCAGUGAUGAUAGCAGUUCACAAUGCCCAAUUCCUCAUUGAGAGUAGGCAUGAUAAACUGAGUGAUGCUAACAAGGGCAACAUCAGAAGUACUGCACAGGAGCUGAAGGAGCGUUAUGAACAGCUUUACACUGAGAGUGAUUGGCGCAUGACCCAGCUCUCUGUUGGUCUCGAGGAACUUCAGAAGUUCGACCAAGAGAAUUCUUCCUUUGAAAUAUGGCUGACAUCAGCUGACAGAACACUCGAUGCUCUCCUUCACAACAUUGCUAAGGAUCGUGAUUCCUUAAGGCACCAGAUGACAAAGGUUCAGGAAUUCAAUGAGGAGAUUGUUUCCCAUGCUGUCGAACUCAAAUUUCUGAAUAUCUUUGGAUCUAAGUUCAUCAAUUCUGGAGAGCAAUACAAAAACCAGCUAACUGAUUUCCGCAAAAAGACACUUACAAAGGAACAGUUGCGUCAAUUUAUCGAACCUCCUGAAGCGAACAUAAUACGAGAGAAAAUCAAUGACACAAAUAAGAGGUACGAACAACUAAAAAUGUUGUGCAUUGAACACACAGAGAAACUAGCAAAUAUCCUCAGCCUCCAUGAGCGAUGGCAUACAACCACUGAGGAAUUUACCAACUGGAUUGAAGAGCGUACUGUGGCAACAACGAGAAUGGUGACAGAAGAAAUUGGCAGUGAUGUUGCUUCAGUGCAGGAACAAAUGUCCAAGAAUAGGAUUGUUCAAGAUGAUGUUCAUCUCCAUUUGAAAGAUAUACAGCAGAUUAAAUCCAUCAGUGUACAGCUUUGUGAAUCUCAGCCUGAACUGAAACCAACCUUUCAAAAGACAGUUGAAAAUCUAUCUCAAAAGUAUGAUGACAUUGGGACAAAGGUAAAUGAUAGGAGUCAGCAGCUUCAAAAAGCAAUCACAGAUUUGACGAACACACAAGACAGCUUGGACAGCACUAGUCAGUGGUUGGAUGAUUUUGAAGGGCGGUUGAUGAAAUUGGACCAAUCAAAAGUUGUGGUGCGUCUUGAUCCUAUCAUGGAACAGCUCCAGCAGGUCAAGAUGUUACAGGGUGAACUUCAGUCACAUCGACCAAUUAUUGAGGCCAUCACCAAUAAGACGUCAACCAUGCUUCAAUCAAGCCCUCCAGCAAUGGCACAUAAAUUGCAGAGCCGCAUCAAUGAGGUCACUGCCCGCUACAAGAAGUACACAUCCACCUUGGACUACUACACUGAUGAUUUUCAGAAAAUGUUGGCAAAGCUAACAGGUCUGAUGGAAAAGAUUGACCAAUUGGAAGAGUGGAUGUUCCCGGUGAUGGAUGCACUGGAAUCACGAGACCUUAAGAAGCAACCUGUUCAAGAAAUCGAAGUAGUUUUACAGGAGGUUAAUGAGGAGAUAAAAGAACAUGCACCAGAAUAUCGAGAAAUCAAGAAGAUUGCUGAUGAACUCAUCAACCAUGUGAGGGCGCAUGACCCAUCUUUCGUUAUUGACCUCCUGAAAAAUGUUGAUCGCAAUUGGCAGACAAUGGAGGAUGCAUUGGGAAGAUUGACUGACUACCUAACUACUCGUAAAAAACUGACCGAUAAGUACAAGAAUGCUGUACGAGUGGUGAGUAUGUGGCACGAUAGCACUCUGGCUAAGGUUGACCAGCUGCCUCCUCUUGUUCGAGAUCUUGACCAGCUAAAAUCACAACUUGAACAAAUGAAGCCCAUGAGAAAAGAGGUUGCAAGCUUCAAGCCAAAGUAUGAUGAGAUCUAUGAGAUGGCAAAGACUUUAGACAGCCUCAUCCAGGCUACAGAGACAAUUGUUACCAAUCGACGCAAAUCAACUCAUGUAGCACUCAGGCCAGGUGACCAUAUGCCAGUGCAGAGACGAGUUGUUGAUAUCCAGCAAACAUUCCAAGUAUCUGAAGAUACUGAAUUAAUGCAUGAUGUGAAAGUCCUGCGUAAACUUUACCAAGAUCUUCUGCAACGAAUCACAGAACGAGAAGAAGUCAUCCAAGACCUCAUACAGGUAAUAACACUUUACCAAGAACACCUUGCAGACUUACAAGAGCUCCUGGACUGGUCUCGACCCAUCAAAGCCAAGUUCAUUGGAGAGAAACAGCCUAUCACUGAUGUUGCCACUUUGGAGAAUGUCAUUGCAGAACAAGAGGCACUGCACAUUCAGCUUCAGAGUAGAAGGUCUGAGAUUCUUGAAGUUCUUCAAAACUGUGAUCAAUUUUUGCGAGACAACCAAAACAAGUUGACACCUGAGCAAGAAGAAGAGAUGCAGAAAUGUCUGGAUGAACUAAGAGAAUACUAUGAGAACUUGAUAGUGUUGUCACUAGACCAUUUGAAGGGUUUGAAAACGAUGCUCAAAAAGUUGAAGAAGGAGCAAACAAGCAAGAUGACUUUAGAACGAGAAUCCCAACUGGCAACUGAUGGUCUGGUGAAACUACAAGACUGGGUAAGUGAGAAGGAACAAGUUUUUGCAGAACAGCAGCUAAUGGAGGAAGAGGUCAAUGAGCUUACCAAGCAAACCAAAGAACACAAGAUCCAUUAUGAUGAUAUUCUGAGCCACCAACAACCUGUUUUGCUCUGUGCACACAACACCACUCAAUUUCUAGAAGCAAACAAAGAACGCCUUUCUGAGGACCUCCAGAGCAAACUUACAAAUGGUCAGGUCAGCCUCUGUGAUCGAUACAACCGCCUAACGGUGGAGUCAGAAUCACGGAUGAAGAAACAUAUAGCAGCUUUAGAUGAGCUCACUAACUUGGAGCCAGAACUUGACUCUUUUGAGAAGUGGCUUUUGGAAGCAGAAGCUACAAUGCAGACUUUCCUCCAGGAGAUUGGCUGUGACACAGAGACACUCCGGAAGCAGGUCCGUCAUCUGAAAUCAUUCAAUGAAGAUGUCUUUGGACAUAAAGGUGAUCUGCGGAUUCUGAACAUAUCUGCACAAAAGUUCUUCAAGGCGAGUGAUGAUUAUAAAGAGGGCAUCGCGGAGUUCCGCUCAAAAGUUUUGCCACGUCUCAGCAAGAGAUCAAGUUAUUAUGAGCCAUUGAGACCAAGUGUGCUUAAAGAUAAGCUGAAUGAAUUGAACUCUCAAUAUGAGCAAUUAACUGGAACCUGCAGCAGUCACUUUAACAGUCUUAGUGAUCUUCUGCAACUGCUGCAGAAGUACAAAGAUGCAGUCGAAAACAUCAUGGGCUGGUUGCAGUCAGCAUAUGAAACCCUGGAUAGAAUCCUGAAGGAGUCGAUUGGUGUCGAUGCCUUCUUUGUUCAGAAGCAAAUAGAUCGGUUGACAUCAUUUCACGAAAAUGUUGUCAGUCAUGCCAAGGACGUCCAGCAUGUGAGGGAUGCUGGGAAAGAUCUGUCAGAUGCUCACCCUGAACUUCGCAUUGAUGUUGAAAGAACUAUUGACACAGUUCAGGAGAAGUACAACAAACUUCUGGGUCAGAUUGCAGAGCGCUCUGACAUCCUAAAUAGGAAGUUGAUUGGCAUAACUGGCAUGAAUGAAGGUCUUGAUGGAAUCCUCAACUGGCUAGACAUGACAGAGAAGAAAGUUCAGCGCUUGGAAACUGGUACUGUUAUUGUGGCAAGGAAGGAGCCACUGUUGGAAAGUGUAAAUGAACAACUGGUUCUUCAAAGAAGCCUGGAAAGCUAUGCACCAAGCAUUGAUACCAUUAACAAGUCUACAACAGAAUUCUUGCAGAACUGUGAGCCAGAGGUUGCUGCUACAUUGUGUAAAAAACUUGACACUAUCAACACAAAAUACACAGACUUAAAGAACACUUCACAUGUCAUUGGAGAUUCCUGGCAGACCCUUCUUGAUGGUCUUGAAGGCUUUGAGAAGGAAGUGGAUGAACUAGAAGAUUGGGUACUGCCAACCAUUGACAUCUUGGAAUCUAAAGAGUUCAUGAGUCAAGAAUUGCCACAAAUAAACCAAAAGCUUCAGGACAUUACAAAGAAACAAGCAAAGAACCAAGUCCAAGUGGACAAAAUUCGUAAGAUUGGUGAGGAGAUCAUCCAGCAAGGAACCGCAAAAGACUUUUCUUAUGUAAAUGCUGUCACAAACAACAUGGAAGGAAACUGGAGAACCUUGGAUGAGAUGCUAGACACAAGAAAUGCCCAAUACACAGAACUUAAAGACAUAAAGGAGAAACAUGAAGUUAAGGUGGAUGAUGUGACGAAAUGGUUAGGCACUAUGGAACGUCGCUUUACCCAGCUACCAGUCAUUACUCAUGAUUCCAGAGCUCUCCAACAUGAGCUUUCAGUUGUCAAACCACUGAAUAAGGAGAUCAUUGACUACAAACCAAAAGUUGAUGAUGUCACCAGUGUUGCACAGAACUACAGCCGCUUGCUAAAUGCUCUUGAAAAACCUUUGACGUCAAGACCAAGGCAGAGGUCCCUACUGGUUGAAACAGCACGUUCAGCGGAUGAACCAGUUAUUAAGAAGCCAAAGCAAUCCAUUCUGGAUUACAGUUUUAUUGAAGAAGGUGAUUCUGAUGUACUGAUCGAGGCCCAAGAGUUGAAUGAACGUUACAUUGCUCUGAGUAAGAACUUCAGUUUCCACAUUGAGGACUUGGAGAUGAUCUCGCAGUAUGUUGAAACAUCAACUGCAGGCAGUGAUCUCCUCAGUUGGACCACUGUCACAGAUGCAAAGCUGGAGGAGGAGAGACCAGUUAGCAAAGAUGUUGACACAUUGGUUAGAGAAAUAGCAACAUUCAAGAAUCUCUGUGAUGACAUCUUUGCUCACAAUGAUCCUGUCUCUAAAGUCAUCCACUCUUUGGAGAACUUUGAAAAAGUGUAUGGAGGACGUUUGACACCUGAUCUCCGAUCAAAUCUUCAGAAAUUGAUCACAGACCUUAGAAAGGCAUAUGCAGAGCUUGUUGCCAAAGCUAGGAUGACCCUUGCUGCAGAAGAACAAAGACUUAGGAACCUUGAAGCAGAACAGCAGGCUAUGACCUCUCUUGAUGCUCGAUGCAAACAAGCUAAUCAGUCAAUGGUUGAUCUCCUUGAUUGGGUUACUAAGAUGGAAAGUGCACUUGCUAGUGAGCAGCCACAAAGUGAAAAAAUAAGAGAGUUGGAUGACCAGAUCCAGGAACAUACAGCUAUAUAUAAUGACAUUCAAGCCCAUCAUGAACCUUUGAUUCAUGCUGUGCAGACAACCGGACAACUUAUUGAGCAAAACUCCCAACAAAUUCCAGGCCCCGACUGCGCAAAUCUGCAAGAGAUUCAGAUGAACCUACGUAGCAGGUACCACCGUGUUAGCACUGAGUCACAAAACAGACAGAACAAGCUAAUGUUUGCUGAUGAUGACCUGAAGAAGUUUGACGAAGAGACCAAUGACUUUGAGACAUGGCUCAGCUCUGCAGAAGAGAAACAAAGUAAAGCUCAGAAACUAAUAGAGAAGGAGGUUGAGGCAGUCAAAAAGCAAAUAGAUCAACAAAGGGCACUUGUUGAAGAUGUCAAGGAUCAGAAAGGCGAACUAAAGUUCAUUAAUAUCACUGGACAGAAACUUAUUACAAAUGCAAAGGAAUACCGAAAAGACUUGGCAGAGUUCCGUACUGCGGCAAUGCCCAUUGACUUCAACCAUACUUUCAAAGAAGCUCCUCAAAGCACUAUUGUCACCAGCACCAUGCAGAACCUGAAUACCCGCUACCAAUCAUUGAAAUCUAGUAGCAUUCAGUUUAAUAUGAAGCUUAGCGAUGUGCUUGAUAAGCUCCAGAAUUACAACAACAAGAAAAAGUCAGUUGACAACUGGUUGACGGAGUCUGAAGGAACCCUUCAAAAGAUCUUGAAUGAGCCAGUUGGAGCAGAGCCAAGCCAAGUGAAUCAGCAGAUUGAUCAACUUAAGAGCUUUCUGGAUGCAGUCGUGUUGUAUGCUGUGGAAAUGGAUCGAUUAAAGGAUGCUGGCCAAGAACUUAUGGCAGCACAUCCUGAUUUGAGAGCAGAUACUAACAGGGAACUUGAUGACGCUGAAGAUCGCUAUCAAAAGCUGAAGAUCUCCCUCAAUGACCGCUUAAAGAACCUCCAGAAGGCAUCAGUUGAUGUUGGUACGGUUCAAGAUGGUCUGGAGAAUUUGGUCAAGUGGCUGGAUGAUGCUGACCGUCGUGUGCAGCACAUGGACAAAGGAACUGUCAUCAAGCUUAGAAAAGAUCCAUUAACUGAAAAUCAACAACAGUGCAAGGUUCUGCAGUCCGAUAUUGAAAGCCAGCGUCCAAUUCUUGAAGCCAUCACAAAGUCAGCAGUUCAACUGACUGAGAGCAGUGACCCUGUCUCAGCUGGUUUGAUACGAUCAAAACUUGAAAAUGUCAAAGCUCGCUUUAUUGAAGUGGAGAAUACAACACAGAAACAUGGUAUGGAUCUCUUUAGCUUGACGGAAAAGCUGAAAGAGUUUGAACGUGUGGUGGAAGAGGUUGAAGAUUGGGAACUUCCAACACUUACCACUUUGGAAUCCAAAGACUUCAUGGCAUCAAACCUUCCAGACAUCAGGGAUCAGCUGAUGGAUGCAACAAGGCAACGAGAUGCCAACAAGCCCAAGAUUUCUCAAAUCCAUCUGCUUGGUGAAGAGAUGAUGCAGCAUCCAAAGUCAUGCGACACAUCAUAUGUUAACAGUGUUCUCCAGAAUGUAGAUGAUAACUGGAAGCAUCUUAAUACAGCCAUUGAUAAAAGGAGUAAACAACUUGAUGAUCGUGAAGCGGCAACUAGGCAGUAUGAUGCAGCUCGUGAUGAUGUAAACUUCUGGUUAGAGAAUGUAGAGCGGCAAGUGUCUCAACUACAACCUGUUACUGAGGAUUGUAGCGCUUUGAAGAUGCAAGUCACCCAAACUGAGCCAUUACUCAAUGAGGUUAAAGAACACCAACCACAGGUAGCUGAGGUUACAAAGCUAGGCUCAGUCCUUGACAAUUUGAUCAAGGAGACUGAGGUGCCACUUACUGCCAUGCCUCAUGCACGCUCUACCAGGCAAGAUACUGAAAAGCUGUUGAAGAAAAGUAGCCAGUGGGAAAUCGAAGACCUUGAUUCAACCUCAUUUUUCGCUGAUGAUUCUCCAAUGGACAAGUCUAUGAUAAACUGUGAGGUUGAAGACAUAAAUGAUCGUUACAAUGAUGUGCUAGAUAAUCUAACAUCACGCUCUGGCCAACUGAAUCUCAUGAAUGACUACCUCAGUGUUCUGGGACAGCUGGUGGAGACUAAGGAUGUCCUGGCAACAGCUGACAGCCAGAUGAAACAGAAAAUGCCUUCUAGCACAGAUACAGAGGUCCUUGCAAGGGAGUUGGAAGAGUUUAAGGCUGUACAAUCCGAUGUCCAACAACGGAAGGCUAUAGUUCAAGAUGUUAUCACUGAUGGAGAAGCAUUUGUUAAAGUUAACAAGACCAGACUUCAGCCAGAACAAACACAGAACCUACAGAGCCUCAUCACUGACCUUAGGAAUGAUUCAGACCAGAUCCUUGUAGAGACAGAGCGUGUGUGCUAUACCACGCAGAAUGCACUUUUCUCCCUGAAUGCACAGAAUGAGCGAAAGUCAAAGCUUGAUGAAGAGUUCAACAGUGAUGCCAAGGCAUUGGACGAUAUGCUGGAAUGGAUUCAAUUGACAGAGGAAGGUCUUGGAUCACAACAGCCAAUGCCAGAACAAAGUGAAAUAUUUAUCCAGCAAUGCGAUGAACAUAAGGCACUUGUGAAAGACAUUGAAGAGCAUAAUGAACCAGUACAGCAUGUAAUCCAAGAAGCUCAACAUCUUCUAAAAUCAGAAGAUGAAUUGGAAGAGACACAGAAACAACAACUUCGAUCCAGCAUCGACCAGAUUCGCUCUCGCUAUGAUGUCAUUGCUAAGCAGGCCAAUGAACGACAGACUCGAUUGACGUUUGGAUUGGAUGAUCUUCAGAAACUUGAAGAGGAUAUUAAAGAAUUUUCUGAGUGGGUUGGAGAUGCAGAAGGGCAAUCUGAUGCUGCCAAGAAGGGCAUAAGCAAUGAGCUAGACACUCUGACAACACAAUCUGAGCAACAUGUUCCAUUUGCUGAUGAUGUUGUCACUCAUUCAGCUCAUCUAAAAUACAUGAACAAGGCAACCCAAAGAUUCUUGAGCAAUGCCAAUGCUUACAAGGAGUACUUGGGUGAAUUCAGAUCUGAGGUUUUGCCAAAGCAAACCCAGAGAGCUUUUGUUGAGACACCUGAGAGCAACCACCUACGGCAAACAAUAAGUUCCUUGAAUGACCGACAUGAGUCAUUAAAGGUUGAAACCCUCAAUCAUGGCAGACAUCUCGCCAGUUUGAUUCAGCAUCACCAGCGCUAUGUUGACAGAGUAGAAGAGUCUGAAAAAUGGCUGACAGAAGCUGAGAGUCAGUUAGAGGAGUUGCAAAAAGAAUCUAUUUCCGCACAGACAGAGGCAAUCCAGCAACAGUUGGAGAGUGUUAAUAAUUUCAGGAGGGAUGUUGCAACCCAUAGAACUGAUAUAGAGCUAACUAAAUCUGCUGGGCAGAACCUCAUUGAGGCUCAAGAAGAGGCCCGACCACAAGUAGAGAGCACAACUGAUGAGAUUGUAAAGCGGUACAGAGCUCUUGAGGUAUCCAGUGGCACUCGUUACGAGAGUCUGCAGACUGCGCUUUCAGAGUCUCAGGGAUUGAUGGCCAACCUGGACAUGCUUUUGAAGUGGCUGGAUGAGGCUGAAGAGCACCAGCAUAAGCUGGAAAAGGGAACUGUUGUCGUCCUGAAGACAGAAGCUGUGAUGGAUCAAAUUGAUUUAAAUAAUAUCCUAAAGGAUGAUAUUACUGGCCACAAAGCUGCUAUUGAAUCUGUUAAUGCAGAAGCACAGAAAAUCAUGCAAAGCUCACCAAACCAGGAGUCCAGUAUCAUUCAAGAGAAGCUGAAUAAAGUGAACAAUCGUUACACAAGUCUUGAGGACUUAUCCAGAAAUCAUGGUGAUGAGCUUGAACAUCUUAAGACAGAACUUGAUGAUUUGGAGAGAAUGGUUGACCAAUUGGAAGACAAAAUCAUGCCUAAUCUGGAGACUCUUGAGAGUCAAACAUUCAUGGUGCAAGAGUCCAAUGAAAUUGCCAACAGGUUGAAGGACCUAACAUCACAGGAGAGUGCUGGUGAGGCAGAUUUGAAGGCUAUUCAACAUCUUGGUAAUGAACUCAUCAAGAAUCCUAAAUCUAAUGAUGCCUCAUAUGUUACAAGUGUUCUGAAUAAUGUGGAAGAAAACUGGAGGUCUUAUGAAAGCAUGCUCAACCUCAGGAAGAAGCAAUUAUCUCUUCUUAACCAAGCUGAAGAACGCUACCAUACAGGUAACCAAGACACAGCCAUCUGGCUGACAACUAUGGAACGCAAGUUGAGUCAAUUGCAACCAGUGUCUUUGGAUUUGAGAACAUUAGACAGACAAGAGAAAGAACUUGAGCCAUUCAAAGCGCAAGUAGAUGACUACGAACCAGACAUUGCUGAUCUGGAGACAGCAGGCCAUUCUCUUGACCACCUGCGGACAGAGUUCAAAACACCUGUACCUACCAAACCCCACCAUCGGUCAACUUACACAGCAGGAGGUUACAUGCCAAGUGACAGAAGAGCAUCUGUAUACAGUGAAUCAAUCCUUAAUCUAAGAGAUGGCAUUGAAGAUUCACCAGUGCAGCAUCAGCUGCGUGACACAAGACGUCGUUAUAACACCCUCAAGUUUAAGAUAAGUGAACGAGAGACAGACAUCGACCUGACACGUCAAUUCUUAGAGAAAUUUACGUUGCUGAACCACAGGCUGGACUGGUGCACUGCCGUAGAGCGUAACCUUCGAAAGAAAAAGCCUACUAGCAAAGACUUAGAGACAUUAAAAUCAGAAUUUGAUCUGUUCAAGGAUGUUCACACUGACAUUAACUCCAAUAAGUCGGUAGUUCUGGAGACCAUUGUAGCUGGUGACCAGUUCCUUCAUGACAACCGCAACAAACUGACAGAGGAAGAGACAGAGGAGUUGGAAGAGAAGAUCAGUGAGCUGCGGAUGUCCUUUGAUGACAUCUCCAGGAAUGCAGAUGAGAUCUACAAAGACACAGAAACAGAGAUCUUGAGAUUAGAGAGAAUCCACACAGAAGUGAUAUCAUUACGUGUCAAAUAUGAGGAAGCCACAACAACAACUGUGAAACUACUGGAUAAGGUCACUGAGCUUGAAUUCCAGCUGGGUCAAGAACAGCCACAAGAGGAAGUCCUGCCAGCAUUGAAACAGCAGGCAGAUCAUCACAAGAUCAUUCAUGAAGAUAUUGAGGCUUGCCAACAACCAAUUCUUCAGACAAUCCACAAUGUCAGUCAACUGGUAAGGCAAUAUGGAACGCAGAUGAAAGACCAGGAUGCAUACCGCUUGAAAUGCAUUGCAGAUGACCUUAAAUCUCGAUACAAUACUGUUGUAGUUCAAUCCCACACCCGACUCAACAGGCUCAACCAAGCAGUCAGUGAUCUGGAACAUGGAGAGCAAGACAUUGCAGCUUUCACCCACUGGCUAAGUUCAGCAGAAGUCAAGAUGGAUCAAGUUCAGUGUGAUGUUGCCAACAACUUCCAGGAUCUUGAGAAGAACCUAGAAAACCAGAAGGUCUUUGCUGAAGAGAUCGUCACUUAUGCUGCACAUCUAAAGUACAGAACUUUAUCAGGAUAUAAAUUUGUUGAAAACGCAAAGGUUUACCGUGAAGAACUAAGUGACUUUAGGACAUCAGUUUUGCCAAAAGAAUUCAAUAAAAAUUUCCAAGAGAACCCAGAACCAGAAGUCAUCAUGACAACAGUAGGUGAUCUCAAUGAUCGUUACAGCCAGCUCAAACUGACCAGCAAUGACUACAUGAAGUACUUGUCAGAGCUUGUGGAGAAGCAUCGACAUUUUAACACACUGGUUGAAUCAACUUACCGAUGGUUAGGAGAUAUCAGUACUGAUCUGGAUAGAUUGUUGAAGGAACCAAUUGGCUCUGAUCCUAACAUGAUUCAGCGACAAAUUAAUCGAUUGAAGGUGUUGCUAGAUGCUGUUAUACUUCAUGGAAAAGACAUCAAUGCUGUUAAAGAGGCUGGCCAGGUACUCAUUGAGGCACAGCAUAGUACUACUGCUUAUGUUGAUCAGACCACAUAUGAUAUUGUCAAGAAAUACAAUGAGUUGGAAGGACAGAUUGAUAACCGACAGAAAGCCUUGAAGUCUUCUCUAUCAGACAUGCAGUCACUACAGGAGAGGCUGGAUGGACUGUUCCAGUGGCUUGAUGAUAAAGAGAGGACUGUCUUCAGACUACAGCAAGGAACAGUUAUUGUGAUUAAGAAGAUGCCUCUUGUAGAGAGAUUGCAGGAAUAUCGACUUCUUGAGAAAGACAUUAACAGCCAUCAACCAGUCAUCGACUCGGUGAUGCAAGCGAUAUCAAAGCUAAUGACAAAUUGCAGUCCAGAGGAGAGGCAGCUCUUCCAGUCGAAAAUUGAGAAUUUCAACACUCGAUUUGCUGCCACAAAGACAAACCUAAAACAACACGGAGAGACUCUUCAGAACCUGUCUGGGAAACUUGUUGAUCUUGAAAGAGAUGUGGACAAGUUGGAGGAGUGGCUGAUGCCUGUAUUGGAUGAACUGGAGGGCCCUGACAUAAUGAAGAAAGAUAUUUCUGAACUAGAACAAGAACUACAGGCCAUCUCCAAUGAUGUCUCAAACCAUCUGCAGGAGCACCAGGAUAUCCAUGCUCUUGGACAUGAGCUAAUGGAGCACCCAAGAGCCAGUGAUUCCUCUUUUGUUACAGCUGUUUUGUCCAACCUCAACCAGAAUUGGACAUGCCUGCAAGAUAUCUUGACCAAAAGAUUUGGACAGAUGGAUGACAGGAAACUAGCGAAGAAACGAUACAGCAGUCUUGUAGAAAAAGUCAAUUUCUGGUUGAAGAAUACAGAGCAGAGUCUAGAGGGUAUUAAUCCAAGUACAAGAGAUGUUCACAGUGUAGAAAUUCAAAUCCAGAAACUCACGCCACUAAAGAAAGAGAUUCAAGACUACAAACCUAAAAUUAAUGAAGUAAACAAACUUGGCACAACUGUAGACAGUCUUCAACGUGAACAGCAGGCGCGCAUAUCAUCCCGUCGACGUUACUGGUCAACACAGAUCGGUGCAACACUGCAGACUGAGUGGACACCACCACAAGAACGUGAUAUCAGCCGCACUGAGAGAUCCAUAUUGGAAGAAGACACUGAUGUUGAAAAAGAACUUUUUGUGAUCAACAAACGGUACAACGAGCUAGACAGGGUCAUAAUAGGAUUGUUAGAUGAACUUCGAGUUAUGCAUCUUUGGUUGGAUAAAAAGGAUGCUGUCGAGAAGAUGACAGACCAGGUGAAAGAGAUGAAUGGAAACCUUUAUGAAAAGAAGCCAGUUAGUAGAGAGUUGAUCCCACUAACAAGGGAGAUGGAGUCAUUUACGGCUGUUAAUUCUGACUUCUUGGCAAGCAAGCCAUCCAUUCUUGAGGCAAUCCAUGGCACAGAGCAGUUCCUCAGGGACAACCAUGAUUCCUUUACCCCAUUAAUACAAAAAGAAUUACAGGAUAAAGUCAAUGACCUCAGGGCUGAGUUUGAAGCACUUUGCACUAAUUCAGAUGAAUGGCAGAGGGAGUCACAACGGUUUUUGGAACACCUUAAUGUGCAAGAGGAAGAACAGGUUGCACUUAGCGACCGAUACACUAGUAUUUGCCAAGGACUUCAGAAUAUGCUUGAUUGGGUUAACACUGCAGAGAAUGCCCUGGCAACAGAACAACCUCUAGCAGAGACAACAGCAGAUGUGCCCCAGCAACUCAAGGAACACAAGAUCAUUCAUGAAGACAUUCAGGCUCACCAGACACCAGUUGUGCAAGCCACUCAGGACUCCCAACAGCUUCUAAGACAGCACGCCCAGCACCUUAAUGAGGAUGAGCGCCGGAAGCUCUCAGAGUACCAAACAGACCUUCGAUAUCGCUUUGAUGCUGCAAACACGGAGUCGCACAACCGCCUAAAUAAAUUAAAGUUUGCAGAAGAGGAUGUUUCUAAGUUGGAAGAGGAAGUAAAAGACUUUGAGAAGUGGCUCGAUUCUGCAGAAGCUUCUUUGGAUGCCUCAAUGGAAGGUAUCAGCAAAGACCUCUCCAGUAACAGAUCCCACUAUGGUCAGCAGAAGGGAUUCAAUGAAGAUGUUAUUGCUCAUUCAGCAGAUCUGAAGUACAUUGUAAAAGCAGGGCAGAAAAUAUUAGAUGGAGCCAAGGGCUACAAGCAAGAUUUAGCUGCAUAUCGUGAAGUUGUACCACGUCAGGUUGUUCGUAAUUUCACCGAAAAUCCUCCAAGCAAUGUUAUCCGCAGCAAGUUGAACCAAAUUACAGCACGCUAUGAGCGGUUGAAGCUCAGCAGUAAGGAUCAUUGUGGAGAAUUGGAAGAGGUUGUAUCACGGCAACAAUCAUUUGAGGAUCAAUGCGACCAACUUCAGAGUUGGUUUCAGGAUACGGAAAAUACAGCGAAAGCAAUCAUGCAUGAACCAAUUGGAGCAGAUCCUGUUGUGGUGCAGAAACAGAUUGACAAGCUAAAGACAUUGCGAACAGCUGUCAGUGGUCAGUUGAAGGACAUUGAUAAGACAAAAGAAACGGCACAUGAAUUGGGAGCCAUACAACCAGAGCUAGUCCAAGCAGCAAAUGCCAGUACAGAACAACUUCUGUCCCGCUACAACGUACUUGACAAUCAGAUAAAAGAACGAGAUGCCGUACUUCACACAAAGUUGGCUGAGUCACAGAAUGUACAAGAUGGUCUUGAUGACCUACUGGAUUGGAUUGAUGGUGCCGAAAAAGACUCGCAUAGAAUUGAAAAAGGGACUAUUAUUGUUACCAAACGUGACCCACUCUUUGCAACCAUUCAAGAACAUAAGGCUGUUGAAGAGACAAUUAUGAGUCAGCUACCACGUAUAGAAUCAGUGAAGUGCCAAGCUGCCAAGCUCAUUGAAACAUCUGAGCCUAAAGUAGCUCGCACAAUCCAAAGCAAAGUAGAUGCAUUGAGUGCACGGUAUGGUAAGCUCACCAUUGCUACAGACAAUUACAAACACAUCUUGCAAGAGAUUAGUGACAAUCUUGAAGUCUUUGAGAAGGAAGUGGAGACUUUGGAAGAUUGGUUGAUUCCAGUCUUGGACAGACUACAGUCAAAGGAUAUCGGCAAACUGGAUCUGCCAUCACUGGAAAAAGAACUUAAGGAGAUAAAGAAACAGAUGGGUGAGAAUAGACUACGCUUAAAACGUGUCCACUCAAUUGGUGAUGGGAUGGUACGAGACUCUAAAGCAGUAGACACAUCAUACAUAACAACAGUUAUGAGGAAUGUGGAUCUAAACUGGAGAUCACUGGAUGAACUCCUUGCUAAAAGGUUCAAGCAGUUUGAUUCAAAGGCAAGAGCAAACAAGAGAUAUCAACAGUACCACAGAGAUGUCACCCAUUGGCUGGACACCAUGGAGCACAAGGUUGAUAGUCUGCUUCCAGUUGCUGAAGACAUUGUAACAGUGCAAACCCAAAUGGACCAAGUAAAGCCCCUAAAAUCUGAGGUCAGUGCAUACAAGCAGAAGGUCACAGAUCUGAACAAGUUAGGCCAAAUAUUUGACAAGUUGAUGCAUGAGGAAGAAUCACCGGUACACUCAAGACCACACUACCGGUCACUUCAGGUUGGGUCAGCUGGUGAUGGUGCUCUACUCCCUCCUAAACCAGCAGAUGUGGAGGAGACGACCUUUACAAGUGAAGAGGAAGAAAGUGUGAUACAAACAGAACUGUCAUCUGCAAAGAAGCGCUAUGAUACUUUAGUAAAUCGCCUGAAUGAUCGUGAUGAUGAACUUGCUAUGACUAAGGCAUUCUUGGAGAAAUCUAACCAAGUGGGUGGCUUAGUAGAAUGGGUUACACAAGUUGAUUCUAAGCUUGUGCAAUCAGCACCAAAGAGUGAGGAGUUAGGGCAGCUCAAUGUAGAGUAUGAAGUUUACAGGGGUAUACUCUCUGAUGUGUCGGCCAAUAAACCAUGCAUUUUGGAAGCUAUUCACACCACCGAGCAGUUUUUGGCCGACAAACGCAAUCAAAUCACACCACAACAGGCACAGCAAUUGGAGCAUCAGGUCAGUGAUCUCCGCUCACAGUACGACAAUGUGACACAGAAGUCGGACGUUGUCUACCGACAGUCGGAGACCAAGCUUGACCAGUUGAAGCAAGUCGUUGAAGAGAAAACCAAAAGCAAGGAACAAUAUAAAUCAGCCAUACAGAGCCUGCAAUCAAUUAAUGAUUGGCUGACUAAAGCAGAGCAUGACCUUGGGUCAGAGCAGCCUUUGAGCCAACAAGGAAGGCAGUUAACUGAUCAACUUAACCAACAUAAGGUUCUUCACAAAGAUGUACUUGCCCACCAAGCUCCAGUAUUGGAAGUUAUGCAACAGCUUCAACAGGUAUUGAAGCUCCCUCAAGACAAACUAGAAGACAUAGAGAGACAAACACUGCAAGAGGGUCUGGAAGAUCUAAAGGCACGCUAUGAAACAGUACAUUCCAACUCCCAUGCUCGAUUGUCAAGACUGCAGUAUGCAACAGAAGACAUCCAGAAAUUUGAGCCAGAGGUUGAACACUUUGAAGAAUGGCUGAAAGAAGCAGAACAAAAGCUGGAAGAAUCUACAAGGAAUGUUGAGACAGAUGCAAGAGGCCUUAGGAAGCAGUACAGUUUACAGAAGGCAUUCACUGAUGAUGUCAUCACCCAUGCUGCUGAUCUGAAAUACCUCAAUAUGUCUGGACAGAAGUUCAUAAAUUCUUCGAAGAACUACAAGGAAGAUUUAGCUGAAUUUCGUGGCAAGGUUCUUCCUAGGCAGUUUACCAAGACAUUCAGUGAGGUGUCACAACCAAAUGUUAUCCAUGACAAGCUCACAAGUGUAAACACUCAAUAUGAUCGUCUGAAAACCAGAUGUUUUGACCACUCUAAAAAGCUGCAAGAUGUGACAGAGAAGCAGCAGAAGUACUUCUCUACUAGUGAGCCAUUGACACCAUGGCUUGAUGAAACAGCCAAUAAUCUUCAGCAACUUCUAGAUGAACCUGUUGCAGCAGAACCGAUAACAGUGCAGCAUCAAUUAGGCAAACUUAAAACUGUUGCAGAUGACAUUUUGAUUCAUGGCAAAGAAGUGGAGAGGUUAAAGGAAGCCAGCAGGGAGUUCUGUGAAGUUCAUGACGGAGUGAAAAAAGAUGUGGCUUAUCAAACAAGAGAAAAGGUCGACAAAUACAGUGAAUUAGAAGCCAAGAUAAUGGAGCGAAGCAACUUGCUACAAUCAGCCUUGGCUGAUUCCAACAACGUUCAGGAAGGUCUGAACAACCUAGUCCGACAGAUCCAGGAUGCUGAGUAUGCUCAGUCACGACUUGAACAGGCACCAGUGAUGAUGAGGAAAGAAGCGCUGCUGGAAACUGUCAAACAAUAUGGGCAUUUGGAAAAUAGACUAGAAAGUCUUCGCCCAAAUAUUGAGAAGGUCAAUCAAGCAGCUGCUAGCCUUAUUCAGACAAGUGAUCCCAGUGUUGUCAUGAACAUUCAAAAUAAACUGGAUGAUAUGAAUGCCCGCUUUGGCAAGGUUCUCAAACCCAUCAAAGAGCAGAGUGCUACUCUGCAAACAGUCACUGAUCAGUUGUGCCGUCUACAGAGGGAGACAGACGAAGUUGAAGACUGGUUACUGCCAACCCUUGACAUUUUGGAGUCAAAGGAACUCAACCAGAAGGAUUUGGCAGAAAUGGGAAGUGUGCUGCAGGAAAUUGAGAGCAGUCGUGCCCAGUUUGAACCAGAAUAUGAAGAAGUCCACCAAGUAGCAGACGAAAUGUUGAGGGAAGCUAAGACUAGUGAUGUCAACAACAUUACUGCCCUAGUUCAAAACCUAGACCAGAACUGGGCUAAACUGGAUGAUCUUUUGAGCUUUAGGAAGAAACAACUUGACGAAAGAACAAGACUACGUGAGGAAUACAACUCCUUACUGAGUGAAGUUAACACAUGGUUAACAGGGAUGGAACGGAAGAAAGGUCAACUUGGUCCCAUACCGACUGAUGUUGAGAGUAUUCAGAAACAGCUGGAAGAAGUGAAACCAUUCAAGCAAGAGGUUGUAGAAUACAAACCUAACAUUAUCAAGGUGAAUGAUCUAGGCAAAGCAUUAGACAACUUGAUUCAAGAUGCACCAGAAGCAAUCUCCAGAUUCCAUCGCAAAUCAACAGAGGUGAUUACAUCAACCCCAAUUGCUCAGCCUGUAAUGUCAAGACUUCGGGGACAAGAAGACUUGAAUGUCAGUGGACUCUUAGAGGAGAAAACUGAAAUCCAACGUCAAGUGGAUGAUGUCAACAAACGCUUUAAGGAUCUUGAUGUUGAACUUGAUGAUCGUGAGGAUGAACUAGAGUUGGUUCUGGAGACUACAAAGAAGUUGACUCCAAUGGAAAGUGUCAUCGAAUGGAUCACUGCCACUGAGGAUACAUUGAGCACAAACCUACAGGCAACACCUCAAAGUCUGACAGAGCUUCAACAUGAACUAGAGACAUUAGUGGCUGUUGAAUCUGAGAUUGUCUGCCAACAGACUCCAGUACAGGAAGCUUCUGUUGGUGCAGAUCAUCUGAUCCAAGAGCGGGGCAGAAAUCUUCGACCAGAACAACAUGAGGUUCUACAAAACCGACAUACAGUCAUGAAGAAUCGCUUCAGCAAGCUUGCUGGCGAUAUUGUUGAGCGCAAGAAGGCAAUUGAAGACACCAUCCAGAAGAAGCAGAUGGAAGAACAAGAAAAGUCUUCACUGGAUCAGAAAAUGUCAGAUGUUAUGAAUGAAAUACAGAGCUUCUCUGAUUGGUUGAGUCAGACAGAACAGAAACUUGGCUCCGCCCAGCCUAUGAACGAACAGGUUAAGUCUGUAUCAGUACAGCUAGACAGACAUAAGGCAUUACACCAGGAUGUUAUAGAUCACCAGCCAAUCAUGUCACAGUCUCAGCAGGAGGUUGUUCUAUUGCUGCGACAACAUGGACACAAACUUUCACCAGAAGACGAAGCUCAGUUAAAGUUUACCAGCGAUGAUCUGAAGCGACGCUAUGAUGCUGUCAGCGGGCAGUCACUAUCCAGAGUGAAUAAGUUGAAGUCAGCAUUGGAAGAUUUGCAGCAGUACAAAGAGGAAUUCAAAGAGUUUGAAGAUUGGCUGCAGGAACAAGAACAGAAAGUAGAUAAUCUGCAGAAAGAUGUUGGCCGUGAUCAAACAACACUGACCGAUCAAAUAGAAGAGAUGAAAGAGAUCAUGGAAGAUGUCAGUGACCACAAAGGUGACCUAAAGUUUAUCAAGAGAGCUGGUCAUAAAUAUUUGGACAGUGCCAAGGAAUUCCGAAGUGGUCUUGGUGAAUUCCGAAAGUCGGCCAUGCCAGCAUCUUUCAACAAGUCAUUCCUGGAGACACCUGAGUCAAACAUCAUCCGUGAUGAACUUGCAGACUCGUACGAGCGUUACAUGAGUUUGAAAAAUCGCAGUCGUGCCCACUACAAGGUCCAGAAAGAUCUUGUUGGGAAACAUCAGAAAUACAAAGGAGCUUGUGAUGUUGUGUUACCAUGGCUAGAACUUGCUUAUGAGAAGGUGUCAAAGGAAGUUGCAGAACCAAUUGCAGCUGAGCCUGAGAAUGUAACCACUCAGAUGGACUCUCAAAAGGCUCUACAUGAUGAUUGUGUUCUACACACCAAGGAUAUUGAAAAACUAAGGGAUUAUGGGAAGGAUCUGAGUGAUGCUCAAGGACAGGUCAAAGAUCAAGUAGAAGAAACAAUACGUGAUGUUACUGAGAAAUAUAACUGGAUGGAAUCGCAACUAGCAGACCGUAGCAACAAGUUGCGCACUGCAAUCGUAGUUGCUAACAGCGUUCACGACAAUAUCGACCAGCUGCUUCGCUGGGUGGAUUCCACAGAGAAAAGUGUCACCAAGCUCUCGGAGUCGCCUGUUGUUGUCAAGAAGGAAGCCCUUUUGGAAAGAAUUCAAGACUUGAAGUUAUUACAAACAGAUAUUGAGAGUAACAAACCAGCAAUUGAUUCCCUCCACGAGUCUGCUAUGGCUCUAAUAAAGACCAGUGAUCCACAACUUGCCCAGAACAUCAAGGGCAAGUUGGACAUUCUGAGCACUCGCUAUGUCAAGGUUAGCAACAUUGCUAAAAACCAUAAUGAAUACCUACACAAGAUGUUGGCCAAGCUGGACCAACUCCAAGCAGAGGUUGACAAACUGGAAGACUGGCUCAUUCCAAUGAUUGAAAGGCUUGAGUCCAGAGACUUCAACCGGAUGGAGCUCCUCGAACUUGGCAUGAAAUUAAUGGAAAUCCAACGAGAAAUUGAUGAAAAUCGAUACACAUUCCAAGACAUCAAAAGACUUGGCAGUGACAUCACCAGAGAUCCAAAAACAUCAGACACCAGUAGGAUUACUGACAUGAUGGCAAACCUCUCAAAGAACUGGGAAACUUUGGAAGCACUGAUGCAAAAGAGGAACACCCAACUACAAGAAAGCCAAGAAGCUCACGAUAAGUUUAGUGAAAUUGCCAAAGCUACCUGUGACUGGCUGGAAAAUAUGGAAGAUAAGGUUGAUGCCCUUCCUCCUAUCGCCAUAGAUAUUGAAACACUGAAACAGCAGCAGCAUCAACAUGAGCCUUUAAUUCAGGAGUAUGAUGGGUUCACUUCCAAGAUUGAUGAAGUGAAUUCCCAAGGAGUAGCAUUGGAGAACCUGACACAAGACUCGGAGCCCUCUUCGACAAAAUCUUCACCCUUCCGGCGGUCUCGCUGGUACUUACAAGCACGCUCUGACACCCGCAGUGUUGAAUCACGAAGCCACACAUCACGUAGGAGUUCUUUUGGUUCAGAGUUGGACCAGAGCUCCUUCCUGAUGGAUGAAAUCACUAAGACACACGCUAUGGGGGUUGUUGGUCUGUUUGCCGACGGCUCGACCCAAUGCAGUUUUAUGUCAAAACUAGUCACUAAGACACACUCUGUGGGGGUUGUUGCUUUAUUCACUGACGGCUCAACCCAAUGCAGUUAA
Molecule: messenger RNA, 20934 nt
Organism: Anneissia japonica
Lineage: Eukaryota; Metazoa; Echinodermata; Crinoidea; Comatulida; Comatulidae
Product: microtubule-actin cross-linking factor 1-like
Exons: 89
Coding region: 79-20934 (6951 amino acids)
Biological process (GO): actin cytoskeleton organization
Cellular component (GO): cell junction; cell projection; cortical actin cytoskeleton
Molecular function (GO): actin filament binding
Source: RefSeq, a predicted model, not a curated record